GAUACUAGUUGAUCAGAAAGUCUGGAAAAUAGAACAUGUCACAUUACAGACUGUGAUGGAAAUAAUUGGAAAAGAUGCACAAUUUGCUCUUAAAAAGAAAUUGAAGAUGAAAGCCUUGAGGGACUUGGACAGCUUUUCUGCUUUGAAUAGCCAGCGCAUGUUUGAAGUCCUGGCUGCUAUGGAUCACCGUUCUGUCGUACUCCUGAAUGAGUGCAGUAAGGUGGUCAUAGAUAAUAUCCACGGGUGUCCUUUUAAAAUAUUGAUCAGCAUCUUGCGGCCUGCAAAGACCUUCAGAUACCGUAAUUCAGAUCUCUUUAAGGAAAUAGCAGAUUAUGUGGCUAACUUUGACAUCUGGAAGUUGAAGAAGUAAGUCCUUUUUCUCCUCAUUUUAUUUGAAAACCUUUGCUUUCGACCUGUUGGUUUGAUGGACUUGUUUAUGAAGAAAAUAGUGGCAGAAUCUGAAUCCCUAAAUGUGAAAAGCAUUGUCUCUAUUCUUCACGUGUAUUCUUCUCUCAAUCAUAUCUACAAAUGCCAGAACAAAGAGUUCCUAGAAGUUAUGGCUAGUGCUCUGACUGGUUGUCUUCACCAUAUCUCUUCUGAAAACCUAUUGAAUGCUGUGUGUUCAUUUUGCAUGAUGAAUUAUUUCCCCCUGGCUGCUGUUAAUCAGCUUCUCCAAAAGGAAGUCAUCCAUGAGCUGCUGACAUCAGGUGACAUAGAGAGGAAUGCUCAUAAACUUCACAUUUUGAAUACUUGUCUGAAACUUGACAAUGCUGCUUAUCACAAGGCCCUGAACAUACCACUGCCACAGCUGUUUCCGUCACCAUCACCAUCAAAUGUGAAGGCUGCAGAAGGGCUUAGUAGCCUUCUGGGAAGUGAAGGAUGCUUCGCAAAAAAUGUGCAGUUGCCACAUAAUUAUUACAUUGACUUUGAAAUCAGGAUGGAUGCUAGUAGGAACCACGUGCUUUCCUUUUCAGAUGUGGAUGUAACUUCUGCUACAAAUAUGCAAAGGGUAGCAGUGCUGUGUGUUCCUAGAUCUGUUUAUUGUUUGGAUUCAGUCCACCCCAGAGGAGUCCUUGCUAUGAAAAUGCGGCAUUUGAAUGUAAUGGGUUUUCAUGUAAUCUUGGUCAACAACUGGGAGAUGGAAAAACUGAGCAUGGAGGAUGCAGUCGCAUUUCUGAAGACUAAAAUCUUUUCAGUUGAAGCCCUUUCUCCUACUGGUGUAAAUUUGCAAAGCACAUGUUAAAAUAAAAAUAAACCUUUUCGUGUUAGGACACAUGGCAUUUGUAAGAAUCGUUUUAAUAUUAAAAGAUAGCAAUUCAGUUGUCAGUGGAAUUAACCUGCCUGCUCACUCUAACAGAAAAUGCUAUUCAGUUCCCUAUUAAAAGUCAUUUGAAGAAUGGAGAAGUGUUGUUAGUGGCAUGGUAGAAUCUGUUGGAAAAAAUUCCAAAAGCACCAUUCUUCCAACUAAAGCUAUUCUGUUUUCUCUUCUGCCCAGAUAUUUGACAAGUGUAGGUUUUACUUUUCUCAUUAGUUUUUGUG
This is a messenger RNA of Castor canadensis (American beaver), 1539 nucleotides long. The record is from RefSeq and is a predicted model, not a curated record. NCBI's taxonomy places the organism in Eukaryota, Metazoa, Chordata, Mammalia, Rodentia, Castoridae.